UAAAACAUCUUCAAGGAACCUUGAAGAAGUACAGCUGCCUUCGACCCCAGGACUAUAACCUGGAAGACUGAGAAUGUGCACAGACAUGUUCCCUGCUGGAACCAAAAACAUCAGGUUUUACUUGGCCUGAGGUAUGACCUGUGAGGACAUCAAUGGGUGUGUCUUAUUCUACAGGUCGGAUAGAGAAACAAACUUUACCUUCACAGUGCAUCAUGCGUCACAUCAGUGAUCACAGAGGUUCUGAUCCAAACUGGAGGAAACGUGGGCUGGGUCUCUGGACUGAACCAAGGUUCAAGAAUCCAGAAUGGAACCAGUUCAAGAACCAGAGGAGGGUGGAAGAAAGGAAAAGAGUAGUGAUUGAAGUGAAUGCAGCUAUUGGACGUUUGGUUUUGGAAAGUCACAGAUCCCGAACACCGGAAAAGUCGUUUGACCCUCUGACGUAUUUCAAGUGCGACUCAACAAACCACCCAAACAUCAUUUGAUGAAAACCACGUGUUCCUGAGCAGGAAGUCGCCGUGUGUAGCCUGGGCAACUUGACCUCGGAGCAGCUCGGGACUUCUCGGCUCUGCUCGGUUUGUUUUCAUCCCGCCCUUCACCGGAACCGAGCGAGAUGAAAACCGGAUCCCGCGGCGUUUGGGUGUCGGACAGACUGCACAGAGAGGACCGGGAUCCAGAGAGGAGCGGGGUCCAGAGAACACCGGGAUCCAGAGCGGAGCGGGAUCCAGAACAGACCGGGGUCCAGAGCAGACCGGGGUCCGGCGGUGCUCUGCAGCGGUGUUUCAGAGCUGAGGCUCCGGACAGACACCGAGCGGUCAGUCGCAGCGGAGCCGGGUUGCGGUAUACUCCUGGCGGCUGCAGCUCCACCUGCGUCCCGCUGAUCGGUGGAGGACUGAGUCAGAGACAUGUACCAGGUCCAGGGGAAAGGGGAAAGGGUCGUUGCCAUGGUGCUGAAGGAGCUUCCUGGUAAAAAGGCCUCCUCUGAAGGAAACCCCCUCCUCACCGUGACAACCAAGCUGGUCGGGGAGCAGCAGGAGAGCCGCCCCCUGCUGAGCCCCUCCAUCGAUGACUUCCUGUCAGAGAGUCGCAGCGACGCCGCCUCCGCCCGACCCCUCACCUCCAACACAGCAGUUCUGUCCACAGCUCUGGACCUGGUGGACCUCAGCGAGCCAGGGGAGAGCAGUGGGGGCAGUAAUGGUGGCAGCAGCGGCAGCAGUGGUGGUGGCAAUAACAAGGACCGGAGGAGGAGUCCUCUGAGGAGGAAGGGCAGCUCCAGGAGUCCUCGACGCCAGGGGAGACCUGAGGAGACGGAGCUGAUCCAGGUGGAGGUGGAGCACCUGCCCGCCAGUCCCAGAACACCUGAGAGGAUCUCUCUUGACUCAGUGAGUCUGCCGUCUCCUCUGGACAAAUGGGAGGAGGUGAACCUGGACGUGGAGGACGGAGGACGCAGGAGGAGAUACGAGAAGAGAUGCACCUCCCACCACUCCUCCAGUGAACUGCUCUGGUCUGCAGAGUUUAAAACUGAUCCACUGACCAAGAACUCCUUCGACGUCCGCAGCUUCGACGACCUCGACUUCAUAUCAUCGACACAGGACUGCGGGGCGUCCAGACAGCGCAGACGGACUCGGUCCCUGCUCGCCAGAAACGAGUCUCUGGAGGACGAGUUUGUCAGAGCGAAGGCUGCAGUGGAGUCGGACACGGAGUUCUGGGAUAAGAUGCAGGCGGAGUGGGAGGAGCUCGCUCGGAGGAACUGGCUGGAGGAGUCUGAGGGUCAGUGUCCGAUCCCGCCCUCCAUCUCACCUGCGGAGAAGGGUUACUACUUCAACACCAACAACCCGUACAGAGACUGGCCCAACGCCUUCGCCGAGGGGCAGGAGAAAGCCCGGGAAGGAGACCUGAACGCCGCUGUCCUGCUGCUGGAGGCCGCCAUCUUACAGGACCCGCAGGACUCUGAGGCCUGGCAGGUUCUGGGGACAACUCAGGCCGAGAAUGAGAACGAGCAGGCCGCCAUCGUGUCCCUGCAGAGGUGUCUGGAGCUCCACCCCAACAACCUGCUGGCUCUGAUGGCGCUCGCCGUCAGCUUCACCAACAGCGGCAUGCAGCGGGAGGCCUGUGACGCCCUGCGCCGCUGGAUCGGCCACAACCCCAGAUACAAACACCUGGUCCUGGACCAGAGGAGCCCGUUACAGGGCUCCCCGGCCACGCCCCGCAGGGGCCCCCACACCUCCGCACCACCCAGGUGUGAGUUGCAGGACGUGCUGCUUCUCUUCCAGGACGCGGCUCUGUUGAAUCUGGACUGUGUGGAUCCGGACCUGCAGACCGGACUGGGAGUCCUCUUCAACCUCAGCUCAGACUUUGACAAAGCUGUGGAGGCUUUUACUGCAGCGCUGUCCGUCAGACCACAGGACUACCUGCUGUGGAACCGGCUGGGAGCGACGCUGGCCAAUGGGAACCGCAGCGAGGAGGCGGUGGAGGCGUACACCAGAGCUCUGGAGCUGCAGCCCGGAUUCAUCCGGUCCAGAUACAACCUGGGAAUCAGCUGCAUCAACCUGGGAGCUCACAGGGAGGCGGUUAGUAACUUCCUGACGGCUCUGAACCAGCAGAGGCGGAGCCAGCGCUGCAGCCAUCAGCAGAUGUCAGCCAACAUCUGGGCCGCCCUGCGCAUCGCUGUCUCCUUGAUGGACCGACCCGAGCUGUUCCAGGCCGCCAACGUCGGGGACCUGGACCUGCUGAUGAGGGCGUUCGACGUGGACGAUGCCUGAUGGGGGACAGAGGUCUCCUGGCGUGACGGAGCAGAGGAACCAGUUUGGUUUGAGACCAAAGAGACGACGGCUCCUUCGCAGAGUAACAGCACAACCCUUUAUCUUCCUGUAGCAGCACCUGUACACCUGUACACCUGUACCUGUACACCUAAACACCUGUACCUGAACACCUGUUGUCUGAGGACGAGCGCUGUCUGUUCAGGACGUCUGCUCCUCAUUAACCUUCACUCUGAAAAUCAGGCCUUAAAAGCCAUUAAACUGUGUCAAGCAUGAGUUUAAAAAGAGGAAGUUAACAGCACCUGUGACCACGACCAGCAGUGAUGUCACAGGUAAGAGGUCAACUCUGAAGACUGUUAAAUUCCUCCGACAAACCGUAAAUCCUCUGAUUAAGUCAGUUUGUUUCUGAUGAAAACACCCAUCUCUCUCUGAUUAACUCGACGGUGAAACAUUUCCUGCUCGAAUGUUUCACACCUGAGGUCGAAGGAAGGCUCAGACUGAGGUAAAGGACGUGACGUCUCUGAGUGUCAGCCAUGAUCCUCAUCAGUUCUUCACCUCAUGAUGUUUUCCAUGACUGACCUGUUACUCUGAUACAGACUUUAAUCAGAGAAUUUACAGUGAUGGUCAUUUCAUCAGAUUUAUCUCGUGUUAACCUGCAGCUUCUCUUCACUCUGACACUCACCUGUUCCUGAAGAACACCUGUUCACUCUGAAAACAUCAGGUCCAGGAUCAGACUCUGAGUUAAAUCACUUUAUAUGAAAUGUUGGCUCUUUAAUUAAAACUUCUUUCACUGUG
Lates calcarifer (barramundi perch) is the source of this 3551-nucleotide messenger RNA. RefSeq names its product peroxisomal biogenesis factor 5-like b (gene pex5lb). The transcript has 15 exons. Gene Ontology annotation, molecular function: protein binding. Gene Ontology annotation, cellular component: cytosol; peroxisomal membrane. Lineage: Eukaryota; Metazoa; Chordata; Actinopteri; Centropomidae. The record is from RefSeq and is a predicted model, not a curated record. The coding region runs from base 903 to 2759 and encodes 618 amino acids. Gene Ontology annotation, biological process: protein import into peroxisome matrix, docking.